Molecule: messenger RNA, 3374 nt
Organism: Hemiscyllium ocellatum (epaulette shark)
Lineage: Eukaryota; Metazoa; Chordata; Chondrichthyes; Orectolobiformes; Hemiscylliidae
Product: tripartite motif-containing protein 2-like
Exons: 12
Coding region: 168-2411 (747 amino acids)
Biological process (GO): proteasome-mediated ubiquitin-dependent protein catabolic process; protein polyubiquitination; negative regulation of translation
Molecular function (GO): translation repressor activity; ubiquitin protein ligase activity; zinc ion binding
Source: RefSeq, a predicted model, not a curated record
CCCGCUCUUUUCCCUCCCUCCCCUAGACACACACCCUGACACACACCCUGACAGAGAGGGACAGAGACAGAGACAGAGACAGACACGGAGUGUGUCCGGAGCCUGGGACAGGCAUGAGGCGCUGCCGGGUAACUCUUUCUCUGUGACGGUAACUUCCUGGGGAGUUAAUGAUGGCAGGCUGUGACUCCAUCAGUAGCCCAGUGGUGCGACAGAUUGACAAGCAGUUUCUGGUCUGCAGUAUUUGUCUUGAUCGAUACAACAACCCCAAGGUGUUGCCAUGUUUGCAUACAUUCUGUGAGAGGUGCCUGCAGAAUUACAUCCCACCCCAGAGUCUGACCCUGUCAUGCCCUGUCUGCCGUCAGACCUCAAUCCUCCCUGAGAAAGGAGUGUCCGCUUUGCAGAAUAAUUUCUUCAUCACCAACCUGAUGGAGGUGCUGCAGGGCAAUGCAACCUGUAGCCAGGAACAAGCCUCUCUGAAGGAGACAGUCAGUGCAGUGUCUGGACACUCUCUGUCAUGUCCCAACCAUGAAGGCAAGGGGAUGGAGUUUUAUUGUGGAUCCUGUGAGACAGCGAUGUGUGGGGAGUGUACGGAGACGGAGCACUGUGAUCACCGCACCGUGCCACUCCGUGACGUGGUCGAUCAGCACAAGGCCUCACUCCGGCUGCAGUUGGAUGCCAUCAAAUCCCGGUUGCCCCAACUGAACGCCGCCAUUGAGCUGGUUCAUGGGAUCUGCCGACAGCUGAUUGCCAACAAGGACAGCGCGGUCACUGAGAUUAGUGCCAGCUUUGAGGAGCUGCAGCAAGCUGUUCAGCUACGGAAGGCCUCGCUCAUCUCAGACCUGGAGGGGCUGUGUAACAGUAAACAGAAGGUUCUUGAGAAGCAGUUGGAGUAUCUGCUGCAGGGUCGGGAGAAAAUCCGGAGCAGCUCAGAAUUCACGGAGCAGGCCUUGAGUCACGGCACGGAGACGGAGGUGCUCCUGGUGAAAAAGCAGAUGACGGAAACGUUGAGUGAGCUUGCUGCACAAGACUUUCCUCUCCAACCUCAGGAAAAUGAGCACCUAGACCUGAGGGUGGAGACUGAUGGGGUGAGGAAAUCCAUCCAGAAUCUCGGAGUCCUGGUUACCACCAAUGCUGUGGCACAGCAGACUGUAGCCACCGGAGAGGGCCUUCGGCAUGCUGUGGUUGGCCAGCAGACCACAGUUACUAUAACAACCAAGGAUAAAGACGGAGAGCUUGUGAAGAGCGGUAACGCGAUCCUGCAGGCAGAGAUCAUUGCUCCUGAUGGCAGCUCCACUCAGGGUGAGAUUGUGGACAAUAGGAACGGCACGUAUGAGCUCCUUUACACACUGAAGAUGGAGGGCGACUUCAUACUGUCUGUGACUCUGUAUAAUCAGCCUGUCAAAGGGAGUCCUUACCGAGUCCGAGCUACCAAACCCUCUGACUCUUCACAUUCUCCUGAGGACGUCAAGCGCAGGGUCAAAUCUCCAAGUGGUGGCCACAUCCGUCAGAAAGCUGUCCGCCGUCCGGCCAGUAUGUAUGGCACUGGCAAAAAAAAGGACAAUCCCAUUGAAGAUGAGCUGAUUAUUCGUGUGGGGACCAGAGGUCGAGAGAAAGGGGAAUUCACCAACCUUCAAGGAAUCUCUGCUUCAGGAAAUAAUCGUAUCGUGGUGGCUGACAGCAAUAACCAGUGUAUUCAGGUCUUCUCCAAUGACGGACAGUUCAAGCUACGAUUUGGGGUCCGAGGACGGUCUCCAGGCCAACUGCAACGGCCAACCGGAGUGACCAUCGACCCCAAUGGGGACAUCAUCGUGGCUGAUUAUGACAACCGCUGGGUCAGCACCUUCACCCCUGAUGGCAAGUUCAAGGGUAAGAUUGGAGCUGGGAAGCUGUUGGGACCAAAGGGAGUUGCUAUCGAUCACAAUGGUCACCUGAUCGUGGUGGAUAACAAGGCUUGCUGUGUCUUCAUUUUUCAGUGCAAUGGGAAGCUGGUGUCUCGGUUUGGGGUGCGUGGCACUGCAGACAGACAGUUUGCAGGUAUACUGGACGGCCCUCACUUUGUCGCCGUGAACAACAGACAUGAGAUCCUGGUGACCGAUUUCCACAACCACUCAGUGAAGGUUUAUAAUUCUGACGGUGAAUUCCUCUUCAAGUUUGGAUCACAUGGAGAGGGGAAUGGACAGUUUAAUGCUCCCACUGGGGUGGCUGUUGAUAGCAAUGGGAACAUCAUCGUCGCUGACUGGGGAAACAGCCGAAUCCAGGUGUUUGACAGCUCCGGGUCCUUCUUGUCUUAUAUUAACACCUCUGCUGACCCUCUGUAUGGACCACAGGGUCUGGCACUGACCUCAGAUGGACAUGUGGCUGUUGCAGACUCGGGGAAUCACUGCUUCAAGAUUUACCGAUACUUGCAGUGAAUCAAACUUCCAGAACUCUGUCGGAGGCCUAAACUGAGGCCCAGUUUAACUGCUGUGCAUUUUGUCCAUCGCAGGACAAGUGAUGCUUUUGGGUUUUGUGUUUUUGUUGUAAAUGCAGAAAGCAGCAAUGUUUGAGCAAGGCCCAAGGUCAGAGUUCACCAAUGGGCAUACCCAUUGCCUAGAUACAAAAUGAACACUUGACUCCAACACUAGCCCAAAGGGGUUUGUCCAGAAAGUCCUGCCCAUUUUCAUGGAAACUCCUCAAGACAAGCUCCCCAAGUAAGGAGGAGGAAUGGGCCCUUUAUGGCAUAUGGAGCUCUCACAAGGCAGACCUUCCAACGCACAGGCUCACCUCCCCAACACUGAAUCAAUAACAGUCAGUGUGUGUAUGGGAACCUGUACAGUUAGAUUCUGUGUCUGAAUGUGUGUGAGUGUGUGUGAGAGAGAGAGAGAGAGAGAGACCCUAUACCCUUCUUAGAUGUAUGGCCCAUACCCCGGAGAAUGUAUAUGUGAGGGAUCAGUUGCUGCAUACCCUGAGGUAGAUUCUGUACAAUUGGAAUUGCUAAUCGCUGUGAUCAGUGUUUUACUGAUGGUUUGUGCCUGGAAUCAAGAGCAUUAAUGUGUCAGUUUCCAUGGAUCAUGUUGGGGGAGAUGUAAAUAAUAGGAAAUUAACAACUACAAAGACAAUCGACAUUCUGAUUUCCAUCCAGUCGCACAAUUGCACUUUUAUGUUUACUCAUUCUUGAGGUGUGGGUGUCCCUGGCUGUGUCAGCAUUUAUUACCCAUCCUUAGUUGCCCCCUUGAGAAGGUGGGGGUGAGCUGCCUUCUUGAACCUCCGCAGUCCAUGUGCUGUAGGUAGACCCACAAAACCCAGUGGGUGUGAAUUGCAAGAUUUUGACCCAACAACACUGAAGGAAUUAUGAUAUAUUUCCAAGUCAGGAUUGUGGUGGCUUGGAGGGGAAU